Molecule: messenger RNA, 1171 nt
Organism: Drosophila arizonae
Lineage: Eukaryota; Metazoa; Arthropoda; Insecta; Diptera; Drosophilidae
Product: alpha-tocopherol transfer protein-like
Cellular component (GO): membrane
Molecular function (GO): phosphatidylinositol bisphosphate binding
Source: RefSeq, a predicted model, not a curated record
GUACUUUCCCCACUAUUUGUCUGAUAAGAUAAUCAAAUUAGCUAAUCAACCCGAACCGACUCAACCGACCAGCUGUGGCCCAAUUAUCGGAAAAUCAGAGCCAUAAUCGCUAGAGUCAGCAACAAGAUGCGACGUCCGUUGUCACCAACGCUAGCCAAGCUGGCCGAGCAGGAGCUGAACGAAACACCCGACAGGAUACAGCAGGACAUUAUCAUCUUGCGGGUCUGGAUACGCCAGCAGCCACAUUUGAGGGCGCGCACCGAGGACGACUUUCUGAUUGCGUUUCUGCGACGCUGUCGCUACAGCCUAGAGGAAACCAAGCGGCGACUGGAUCGUUACUUCUCCUACUAUAAUCUCUUCCCAGAAAUUAUGAGCAACCGAUAUAUCACACAGCGGCUACUGGAUGUCAAUAGAUUGGGGAUGUUCAUCUACCCGGACUUGCCCAAGUGCGACAACCGCACAGCUCUGUUCAUAGCACGCUUUGGCAGACUCGAUCCCAAUCAGUACAGCUUGCGGGAGAUUUACCAUUUCACGUCCAUGGCCAUGGAAAUCGUGGCCCUGGAGAACGAUUAUGCGUCUGUGGCGGGAAUUUGUGAGAUCAUCGACUUGGAGGGCGUCAGCUCGGACAAGAUGCGUCGCUUCGACAAGCAGUUCUUUCGCAGAUGGUGGAGCUGGCUGCACGACUGCAGUCCGCUGCGCAUCAAGGAAGUCUACGUGAUCAACAUGCCCAAGGACAUUCAAGGCAGCAUUAUGUAUCUCUACAAUAUGCUCAGCAUGCAGGUCAACUAUCCGAUACGCGUGCUGAAGAACACCGAGGAGCUCUUCGACCACAUCGGGAAAAGCUCGCUGCCCGAGGAAUAUGGCGGCACCAAUGGCCACCUGAACGAGAGCAUCGCCUAUAUGGAGGAUUUGCUGAAUAGCUAUCGGGGCUACUUUGAGCAGGAGUACAAGUACGGCACCAUUGAGGAGCUGCGACCGAUUGAGACGGCCACCUACGAGGCAGAGUUUGGCGUCAACGGCUCCUUCCGCAGGCUGAACUGGGAUUGACAGCGAUCGGGGCGAGGCUGAACCUAUUGUUAAGUCAAAUAUCUGCUGUAGCCGAUCAAUUAAAAUUGUGUACACCACAUAGAUAAACAAUAUAUCGCAUAAUGCGCACUAUCUACAAGUACAC